AUGGCCGGGCCACGCAAACCCAAACCCGCGCCCCCAAAAGGCCCAUCAACAACCCUCGUCCUCGACAACGGCGCCUCCACCAUAAAAGCCGGCCUCAUCCACUCCUCCACGAUCCCCUCCGAACCCCGAAUCAUCCCCAACGUGAUCGCCCGCGACCGCACGCGCAAAGUCUACGUCGCAUCCGAGCUAGAAAAGUGUCGCGAUUUCGGCGAGAUACAGUUCAGACGGCCUGUGGAGAAGGGCUUCAUCGUCAACUGGGAGGCGCAGAAGGAGAUAUGGGACAGGGAGAUUUUUGAGAGGGAGGAGUUUGAACCUAAGGAUGCGAGGUUGAUACUCGCUGAGCCGCCGAAUGGACUGCCGAUUCUGCAGGCGAAUUGCGAUCAAAUUGUUUUUGAGGAGUAUGGCUUUGCGAGUUAUUAUCGGGGGAUAGGCUCGACGUUUAAUGCAUACCACGAUGUUCAGAAUAUCUUCCGAACGCCGCAAGAGGCUCCUACGGUCGCUAAUACCCCUGCCGAAGCCGUCAUGGUCAUCGAUUCCGGAUACUCGCAUACAACCAUCACACCAGUGCUUCGCGGCCAACCGUUACAAUCCGCGAUCAAACGACUAGACGUUGGCGGCAAGGUUUUGACGAACUACCUCACACGAUUGAUCUCUCUCCGACACUUCGACAUGCGUAACGACACAUACAUCGUCAACGAGAUGAAAGAACUAUCGUGCUACGUCUCAGCCGACUUCAAAGCCGAUCUUGAAAAGUCCUGGAAGGGAACGAGAGGCGAACGUCGACCAGAUUAUCUGACCGGCGGUGGUAUCGCUAAGGAUUACAUCCUUCCUGAUUUCCACACCCGCUUCAAAGGAACUCUCGUCGACUACGAUCCCGCACGCCAUUCCAAAGCUCGAAAAUUAGCAGCCCAAUCCGAAGAAGACGCCCUGACCCUGCGCAACGAGCGCUUCACCGUCCCCGAAAUCCUCUUCAACCCUUCCGACGCUGGGAUCCGCCAACCCGGUCUCGCAGACCUCGUGUACGAAUCCCUACAAGAACUGCCCAUUGGACUCUGGCCUGCUCUACUAGCCAACAUUAUCGUUGUUGGUGGGAACACACAUUUUGAUGGGUUUAUUCAGAGGUUACAGAAGGAGGUUGUACAGCGGGUGCCGGAUGAUUGUAUCGUUAGAGUCGCGAGGCCUGCGGAUCCGGUGACGCAUACUUGGUUUGGGGGUGCGAAUCUGGCGUGUCAUACGAAUAUUGAGAGGUUGGCUGUUACGAAGGCGGAGUAUGAGGAGCAUGGUGCUUCGUGGGUUGCCAAGAAGUUUGCUGCUGGGUUGGGGACGUGA
Molecule: messenger RNA, 1329 nt
Organism: Fusarium mangiferae
Lineage: Eukaryota; Fungi; Ascomycota; Sordariomycetes; Hypocreales; Nectriaceae
Exons: 2
Coding region: 1-1329 (442 amino acids)
Cellular component (GO): Swr1 complex
Molecular function (GO): nucleosome binding
Source: RefSeq, a predicted model, not a curated record